Molecule: messenger RNA, 3189 nt
Organism: Boeremia exigua
Lineage: Eukaryota; Fungi; Ascomycota; Dothideomycetes; Pleosporales; Didymellaceae
Product: carboxyl transferase domain-containing protein
Exons: 6
Coding region: 1-3189 (1062 amino acids)
Biological process (GO): L-leucine catabolic process; carbohydrate metabolic process
Cellular component (GO): mitochondrion; methylcrotonoyl-CoA carboxylase complex
Molecular function (GO): methylcrotonoyl-CoA carboxylase activity
Source: RefSeq, a predicted model, not a curated record
AUGGCCUCCAAAGUCCCGUCGCGCGAAGCUCUGACGCUGCUGAAGCACUCCAUCCGCCCAGCAGUCGCUCUCCGCUCGCAGGCACAGUCGCGUCUGCUCCCUUCCGCGGGUGCUUCGCUGCGCGCCCAAGCUCCAGCUCAUCCGUCACGCCAAACAUCACGCAGCACGGCAACAUUCACGCACUCUCACCAUGCCGACGCCGUGUCUGUCAUCCCCACAUUGGUGGACACUAGUUCAGCAGACUUCAAGGAGAAUAGGCGUGAAAUGGAGGAAGUCACCGAAAAGCUGAACGGCCUGCACUCCAAGAUUGCACAGGGCGGCCCGCAGAAGGCACGAGACAAGCAUCUUCAGCGCGGCAAGAUGCUCGUUAGAGAUCGCAUCACGGCACUGAUUGACCCUGGGACACCAUUCUUGGAAUUGAGCCAAAUGGCGGGCUAUGAUGUCUACGAAGGCGAAGACACGCCGGCGGCUGGCAUCGUGACUGGCAUUGGAACAGUGAACGGCGUCCAGUGCAUGGUUGUUGCGAACGACAGCACGGUCAAGGGCGGCACAUACUACCCACUCACUGUCAAGAAGCAUCUCCGAGCGCAGACAAUUGCGCAGGAGAACAGACUGCCGUGCAUUUACCUCGUCGACUCUGGCGGUGCCAACUUGCCUCAUCAGGCUGAUGUCUUCCCGGAUGUCAACCAUUUCGGCCGUAUCUUCUACAAUCAGGCUCGCAUGUCGGGCAUGGGCAUCCCCCAGAUCAGUGUUGUGAUGGGACCAUGCACAGCUGGUGGCGCGUACAUCCCCAGCAUGAGCGACGAGAGCAUCAUUGUCGAGAAUCAGGGCCAUAUCUUCCUCGCCGGCCCGCCGCUCGUUAAGGCCGCGACUGGCGAAGUCGUUUCAGCGGAGGACCUGGGAGGUGGCAAGCUGCACAGCGAGGUGUCUGGUGUAACGGAUUACCUAGCUGUCGACGACGCCCAUGCCCUGGUCCUGGCACGGAGAAGCAUUGGCAACCUCAACUGGCACCGCAACCAGACUGUCUCUGUGAAACCAGCUUUCAAAGAGCCACUGUAUGACCCAAAGGAGUUGAACGGCAUUGUGGGCACGAACCUGCGCAAGCAGAUUCCCAUUCACGAGGUCAUCGCACGCAUUGUGGACGGGUCGUCCUUCUCUGAGUUCAAGCCGCUGUAUGGCUCAACACUCGUCACGGGCUUUGCGACCAUCUACGGACACCCCGUCGGCAUUGUGGCCAACAACGGUAUCCUCUUCAGCGAGAGCUCGCUCAAGGGCGCGCACUUCGUGCAGCUGUGCGGCAAGCGCCAGAUCCCGCUAGUCUUCCUGCAACACAUCUCAGGCUUCAUGGUCGGGCAGGAUGCAGAGAAGGGCGGCAUUGCAAAGAACGGCGCCAAGCUCGUCACUGCUGUCAGUUGUGUUGACGUGCCUAAGUUCACCGUCGUUGUUGGUUCGAGCGCCGGCGCUGGCAAUUACGGCAUGUGUGGCCGUGCCUACUCACCACGCCUCCUCUUUACGUGGCCCAACGCAAAGACAUCCAUCAUGGGUGCCGAACAGCUCUCCUCUGUGAUGGCGGCAGUCGGCAAGUCGGAUCCGGAGCUCAGGAGCCGAAUCGAGCACGAGAGUGAGGCGACAUUUGGAUCGGCAAGGCUGUGGGAUGAUGGGAUCAUCCCUCCCGAGCACACGAGGAGGGUGCUGGGUAUGGGACUGCAGAUGGCAUGUGGCGGGCAGAACACAGGCGUCGAGAAGGAGAGCAAGUGGGGCGUCUUCAGAAUCCCUGCGCGCGCGCUAGCGGCGCUCUGUCUGCUGCCCACGGAUCUCGUGCGACCUUAUGUUGGCGCCGAAGUGUUGGAUCCCAAUUCACCUGAGUCGAUCAAGAAUGUGUCGUCGAACAUUGCGAAAGAGCUGGUGUCGUACUAUGCGACCAAGGAUGAGAAGGGCUGGCAUGUGCUCGGCGGCUACCCGGGUGUGCUGUAUGAGCCGUACUACUGGUGGUUAGCUGGGGCCAUGUUCGGGACGCUGCUGGAUUACUGGCGGUAUACCGGGGACGACCAGUAUAACGAUAUGAUGCGCGAGGGCAUGAUACAUCAGUUUGGAGAGCAUCUGGAUCUGAUGCCUCAGAAUCAGUCCAAGAACGAAGGAAACGAUGACCAGGUCUUUUGGGCGUUCACCAUGAUGUCUGCCGCAGAGUACAACUUCCCUGCCCCGCCCGACGACAAGCCCGGCUGGCUCGCCAUGGUGCAGUCCGUGUUCAACCAGUUCGUCACGCGCUACACCAAGGAGGUUGCCGACGGCAAUUGCGGCGGCGGCAUGCGCUGGCAGAUCUACCCGUGGCUGAACGGCUGGACGUACAAGAACACGGCCUCCAACGGCGGGCUGUUCCAUCUGGGCGCACGCCUCGCCAUGUUCACGAAAAACGACUCCUAUGCGCUGUGGGCCGAGAAGGCGUACGACUGGAUGGACAGCACGGAGCUGAUCUGGGACGACGGCACCAUCAACGACGGCAUGGCCAUGACCACCGACCCGCCCUGCAAAGAAGCCGACAAAACCCCCUGGACGUACAACUACGGCAUGAUCAUUGCCGGUGCCGCCUACAUGUACAACUACACCAACGGCGCCCCCAAAUGGCGCGGAGUCCUGGAACGCCACCUCAACAAAUCCGCCAUGUUCUUCCCCGAGUACUACCGCGGCAUCAUGUACGAAGUCUGCGAGCCCAAGAUGCUGUGCGACACGGACCAAGAGUCGUUCAAAGCGUACCUCGCGCGCUGGCUGGGCGUGUGCAUGCAAAUGGCGCCCUGGACCUACGACACCAUCAUGCCGCGGCUGCACACCUCCGCGGUAGCCGCCGCGCAGACCUGCGUUGGCCCGUCGCUGCACGGCGCGGGCAACUACGCGUGCGGCAUGCGCUGGUGGAUGGACGGCUUCGACGGCGUGCAGGGCGUUGGGCAGCAGAUGACCGCGCUGAAUGUUAUCAGUGUGCUGAAUGUGCAGCGUGUUGAUCCACCGUUGUCGAGUAAGACGGGCGGCGAGAGUAAGGGCGAUCCGGGGCUGGGGUCGGGGAGCGUGGAUGCCGAUUUGCCGCUGCUGCAUCAGAAUGCUAUCGGCGCAGGGGAUCGGGCGGGCGCAGCGAUCUUGACGAUUCUGGUCAUGGGGUUUGUGUUUGGGGGCGCGUGGUGGUUGUGCGUGGAAUGA